Messenger RNA from Rosa chinensis, 954 nucleotides. RefSeq names its product putative clathrin assembly protein At5g35200. The coding region runs from base 459 to 938 and encodes 159 amino acids. The transcript has 6 exons. The record is from RefSeq and is a predicted model, not a curated record. Lineage: Eukaryota; Viridiplantae; Streptophyta; Magnoliopsida; Rosales; Rosaceae.
UAACUCUCACUUUUCUGAAAACUCUCGAACCUUGUCAACCUCGUUCUCUCUCCAACCUGACCUGCCCCGAUUCCCUGACCUUGUUCUCCAACCUGGCCUGAGCUCGUUGUCCGAUCCGAGAUGCUCGAGCUCCUUCUCCGACCCUAGCCUCUCGAGCUCCUUCUCCGACUCGAGCCACCUCGAGCUUGUUCUCCGAUCUGACCUCGAGCUCCUUCUCCAACCUUACCUCGAGCUCAUUCUCCGACAUGAGCUCGUCAAUCUCCGACAUGAACUCCCUACAAGAUUUGGUUAUGCAACUCUUAGGAUACUUCUUGAAGGCUUACUUGAAGGCUUGAAGGCUGGGUUCAAUCGAUACUUCGAUUUCAGUUUUUGAUUUCAGAUUCUUGAAGGCUUGAAGGCUGGGUUCGAUUUCGGAUUUCUGGGUAAGUUGCUUGCCCCCUGCAUCAUUUUUACAAGCCAUGGAAGAGUACGUCAGAGAAGCUCCCCGUGUCUCAAUAGUUCGCAAGGAGGUGAUUGACAAUAAAAUUUCUGCCCCCAAGGAAAUCUUGGCCAUAGAGGACAAAAAGACCCAAGACGAUGAGGCACGUCCACCUUCCCCACCUCCACCUAAACCAGUAAAAGUGGUAGCACCUGUAGUUGAACCACUUGAUUUGCUAGGUUUGAAUGAUCCUAUUCCAGAUACUGCAGCAUUAGAUGAGAAGAAUGCCAUGGCUUUAGCUAUUGUUCUAGUUUCUGAUCAACCUGCGGCUCAACCUCAAGCAAAUGGAACAGGUUGGGAAUUGGCACUUGUUACAGCCCCAAGCUCAAAUGAGAGUGCUACAGCUGCUAGCAAACUGGCGGGAGGGUUGGACUUGCUUACACUAGACAGCCUAUAUGAUGAUGCAAUUAGAAGAAACAAUCAAAAUGUAAGCUACAACCCAUGGGAGCAGGCCCCAUGAAUGGUGGCAUGAUGCA